GGCCCCGCGCGCGCCGCAGCGGCCCGCAGACGGCGAGGGGGAGGGGCGGCGCGCGCACCGGCGGGGCCGCGCCGGGAGAAAGACACUGGCAGGCGGCGGGGCGGGGAGCGGCGCGCGCCGGCCGCGGCGGAGCAGGAGGCAGCCGAGAGCCCGCGGGGGUCCGGGGGCUGCGAUUCCCCCACCCCCCGAAAACAAUGUGUGGCGUGCAGCGGGGCGCAACUUGCCGGAGGCGGCGGGGGCGCGCUGAGCCCGCUUGAGACCGCGCCGUUGACCUUCUCCCCCCGCCCGCCGUCCGUUGGGCCCGGGCGCCCAGCUCCUCUCGCUCCCCAGCUCGCGGGGGCCGGGCCGAGCUGCGGGGCGGGGCCGCCCCUCCGUCGCUGCUGCCUCCUCCCCCACCCCCAGCCGCGGCGGAGGAUGCGGACGGCCCCCGGCGGCGUCUAGCGGCCCCGGGCCCAGGCGCGAUGGUGCAGCAGCGGGGCGCGAGGGCCAAGCGGGACGGCGGGCCGCCGCCCCCGAGACCGGGGCCGGCCGAGAAUGGGGCGCGGGAGCCCGGCUGGUGCAAGACCCCGAGCGGCCACAUUAAGAGACCGAUGAAUGCAUUCAUGGUGUGGUCGCAGCACGAGAGGCGGAAGAUCAUGGACCAGUGGCCCGACAUGCACAACGCCGAGAUCUCCAAGCGCCUGGGCCGCCGCUGGCAGCUGCUGCAGGACUCGGAGAAGAUCCCGUUUGUGCGGGAGGCGGAGCGGCUGCGCCUCAAGCACAUGGCGGAUUACCCGGACUACAAGUACCGGCCGCGCAAAAAGAGCAAGGGGGCGCCCGCCAAGGCGCGGCCCCGCCCCCCCGGCGGCGGUGGCGGCAGCCGGCUGAAGCCCGGGCCGCAGCUGCCCGGCCGAGGGGGCCGCCGAGCAGCAGGCGGGCCUUUGGGGGGCGGCGCGGCGGCGCCCGAGGACGACGACGACGACGACGACGAAGAGCUGCUGGAGGUGCGCCUGGUGGAGACCCCCGGGCGAGAGCUGUGGAGGAUGGUCCCGGCGGGGCGGGCUGCCCGGGGACCGGCCGAGCGCUCCCAGGGACCGUCGGGCGAGGGGGCGGCUGUCACCGCCGCUUCCCCGACUCCGUCGGAGGAUGAGGAGCCGGAGGAAGAGGAGGAGGAGGCGGCGGCCGCGGAGGAAGGCGAGGAGGAGACGGUGGCGUCGGGGGAGGAGCCGCUGGGCUUUCUGUCCAGACUGCCCCCCGGCCCCGCCGGCCUGGACUGCAGCGCCCUGGACCGCGACCCGGACCUGCCGCCCGCCUCGGGCACGUCGCACUUCGAGUUCCCGGACUACUGCACCCCUGAGGUUACCGAGAUGAUUGCAGGGGACUGGCGCCCGUCUAGCAUCGCCGACCUGGUUUUCACCUACUGAGCCCACCGUCAGCGGGGCGCGCACGCCCCCAAACCAGCUGUUUACAUACAGGAAUCAGGUAUUGGGGCCCCCUCGGAGGCCGAGGCUGGCACCCCAUCUCUGCGCAGCCUCCCCCCUCCUGGACGUGCCCACCCCCACCCCCCCUCAAAUCUAGACAUGCCCCUCCCCCGCAGACACACCCCAAGGCAGCCCAACCCCCACCCCAUCCCGUCCGAGCUCCUCCCCUUCUGUUCCCCUCCCGCACAGCCACCAGCAGCCAGCCCCCCCUCCGUGACACCUCCCGUCCACUCCGACACCCCGUGCCCCUCCCCCCCGCCGUGCACACGCCCCUCCUCGUGGCCGGAGGACACGCCCCUGCCCGUGCCCGCUCCGGAUCCCCGCCGCCCUGCGCCGAGCCCGCCUCCUGGUUUCUGGGGGACGCUGCGGCCGGCCCCCUCCCCUCCCGGGGUGCAGGAGGCGGCGGGGAGGGGGUGUGUGUGGGGGAAGCGCUCCCGCUGCUGGGGCCCGCCCUCCUCGCGCGCAUGCUUGGCGCUCCCUGGGAGGAGGGGGCUGGUCCCAGUGGAGGCGCACGCCUCUGUGGCCAGCUCCGGGAAGAAGGGGGGAGGGUACGAGAGCCAUCCCGAGAAAUCCCGGGAUCCGGAGCCGCAGCUUCCUUUCAACCUCUGGGGCGUCACUGCCUUAAUGGGAGGAGCACGGGAAGGGGAGAGAGACUAGAUGGGCCCUUGGGGGCUGGAACUCUCCCAAGUGGUAGAGCCCCUUUCCCUCACGCUAUCGCCCGCACCCACGUGCACCGCCCCCCCCCCCCCCGUCCCCCACAGCGACCGAUUGCCUCUAGAACCUCUGCAGCACGUCCCUCUCUUUGCCCCCACCUGGGGGGUCGGGGGUGGGGGGUCUCUCUCUCCCGUCCACCACGUGAGGACUGUGCUCCCCAAGAAAACUUAGACCCAGGACACCUCCCUGUCUGUUUAUGGACCGGGGUCCCCGCUGCACCCUCCGCCCGACCGAGUGCCCCACGACGCCUUGGCACCUUCCCAGCGUGGGCCCCUCCCUAGGCCCUUUGCCCCUUCUUGUCACCCAAGCUCGCGCCCCCGUGGGAGAGCUGGAGGCACGUUGGUACGGAGGACUGAGACUCCGUAGUGGAUGAAGUGGCGGGCACAGCCCCACUUAGAGCAGCCGGAGUGAGCAGGAGCGGCCGCGGGGCCAGAGAACGCGACGGGAGGGAUGAGAAGGCGGGGUGGGCCGUGUGCACCCGGAAGGCUGGUCAUGAGAAACAGAAGGCGCAUUGCUGUUGGAGGAAGUCCCGUCCUGUUCCAACGUGCCCUGGGGACCCCCAUCCCAGAUGCUGUUACCCCCUCCGGCCCCCAACUCCCCACCCCUCCGGCCUCCCACACCCUCCUCUGCCCUCUACCUGUAUCUCACCGGCGUGUGUCCAUCCUUGUGGGUGCACACACACUCUCAUUCACACACACAAAUCUCAGGAACAUCCGGUCCCAGAGUCCUCCGGGACCCCUCCCCAGGGUCUCCGCAGGCCUCUGCCCCACGCGUUCCCCGUCGCUGACAAAGCCACCAGCUGCCUCCUCUAAGCUUGGUGCUCCGGCUCUGGGCCUUUCUUGCGCUCUUUCUCUCUCUCUUUCUCUUCUUUUUUUUUUCUUUUUUUAAAGAAAAACAACUACAACAACAAAAAAAAGAGACAAUGGAAAAAAAAAAACGUCCAUGUGCGUGAAGCGGUGUCACUGUCUGUGGUCUUGGAGAACUAGUCUUGUAGCUAAGGGAGGGGACCCUCCAGUCUGGGGCACUGGCACCCACAGCAGGACUCCCGCCAGUCUGAUGCCAGGAUUGAAUAAAGUGUAUUUGCCCCGA
Molecule: messenger RNA, 3263 nt
Organism: Sorex araneus (European shrew)
Lineage: Eukaryota; Metazoa; Chordata; Mammalia; Eulipotyphla; Soricidae
Gene: SOX12
Product: SRY-box transcription factor 12
Exons: 1
Coding region: 462-1403 (313 amino acids)
Biological process (GO): anatomical structure morphogenesis; positive regulation of transcription by RNA polymerase II; negative regulation of transcription by RNA polymerase II
Molecular function (GO): RNA polymerase II cis-regulatory region sequence-specific DNA binding; DNA-binding transcription factor activity, RNA polymerase II-specific
Source: RefSeq, a predicted model, not a curated record